Molecule: messenger RNA, 1875 nt
Organism: Lagopus muta (rock ptarmigan)
Lineage: Eukaryota; Metazoa; Chordata; Aves; Galliformes; Phasianidae
Gene: RBM22
Product: RNA binding motif protein 22
Exons: 11
Coding region: 74-1336 (420 amino acids)
Cellular component (GO): U2-type catalytic step 2 spliceosome; Prp19 complex; U2-type catalytic step 1 spliceosome
Molecular function (GO): U6 snRNA binding; pre-mRNA binding; metal ion binding
Source: RefSeq, a predicted model, not a curated record
AGCGGAAGUGACGUCACUUCCGGGUCCUACCGCCUGCCGGGAUCGAGGCGGAGCGGAGCGGCGCGGGGCGGCCAUGUCGACGUCGCUGGGCUCCAACACUUACAACCGGCAGAACUGGGAGGAUGCGGACUUCCCUAUUCUGUGCCAGACGUGUCUUGGAGAAAACCCGUACAUUCGCAUGACCAAAGAGAAAUAUGGAAAAGAAUGCAAGAUUUGUGCCAGGCCUUUCACAGUGUUCCGCUGGUGUCCUGGUGUUCGGAUGCGUUUCAAGAAAACAGAAGUGUGCCAGACCUGCAGCAAGUUGAAGAAUGUCUGUCAAACCUGUCUGCUUGACCUGGAAUAUGGUUUGCCUAUUCAAGUCCGGGAUGCAGGACUGUCCCUUAAGGAUGAAAUGCCUAAAUCUGAUGUCAAUAAAGAGUACUACACCCAGAACAUGGAGCGAGAGAUAGCCAACUCUGAUGGCACUAGACCAGUGGGUGCACUAGGAAAAGCUACUUCUACCAGUGACAUGCUGUUGAAGCUGGCUCGGACCACUCCUUACUACAAACGUAAUCGUCCUCACAUCUGUUCCUUCUGGGUAAAAGGGGAAUGCAAGAGAGGAGAAGAAUGUCCUUACAGGCAUGAGAAGCCUACAGAUCCAGACGAUCCUCUGGCUGAUCAGAAUAUCAAAGAUCGUUACUAUGGAAUUAACGAUCCUGUAGCUGAUAAGCUGCUGAAACGAGCAUCGACCAUGCCUCGACUGGACCCUCCUGAUGAUAAGACCAUCACUACGCUGUACGUUGGAGGGCUUGGAGAUACUAUCACUGAAUCAGAUCUCAGAAAUCACUUCUACCAGUUUGGGGAGAUCCGGACGAUAACAGUCGUGCAGAGGCAGCAGUGUGCUUUCAUCCAGUUUGCCACCCGACAAGCUGCAGAAGUGGCUGCUGAGAAAUCCUUCAACAAGCUCAUUGUCAACGGCCGCAGGCUCAAUGUCAAGUGGGGAAGGUCCCAGGCAGCGAGAGGUAAAGAGAAGGACAAGGAAGGUACUACAGAAUCCGGGAUAAAGCUGGAGCCGGUUCCAGGACUUCCCGGAGCCCUCCCACCUCCUCCAGCUGCAGAAGAGGAGGCUUCUGCAAAUUACUUCAAUCUACCUCCUAGUGGCCCUCCAGCCGUGGUUAACAUCGCCCUGCCGCCGCCUCCUGGCAUUGCUCCACCACCACCUCCAGGUUUUGGACCACACAUGUUCCACGCCAUGGGGCCACCGCCUCCCUUCAUGAGAGCCCCAGGCCCCAUUCACUACCCGUCUCAAGAUCCCCAGAGGAUGGGUGCCCACGCAGGAAAGCACAGCAGCCCCUAGCACGUCGUGCCACCCUUGUCAUUUCAGUAAAUGUUAUUUUCUAGUUACCAUGGUAGUGCCGUAUGUUGAGCUGUGGGUGAACUAGAGAAGCCUUAUUUCCCUGCUUGCAGACACUGGGCAAGCUGAGCUCUGUGUCACUGUUAGCUAAUCAGAUCGUUAAGACAUCACAGAUCUUUCAUGUAGUGUAUAGGGGUGGGGUGGGAGGGGGGCAGAAAGGACUGUCAGGUGGGGAUCAGAUGUAUCAGAAUUACAGUGCUGUUAGUGUAUCCCAUUUGCACACUUUUGAAAUAAACUUCUGGAAAAACCAGAUCAAACCCUUUUCAAGCCCAUUUGGUAUCUUCAGUCUGAACAUUAUGGACUGUUUAAAUGUGAUGAGAGACUUCUCUACGUCAAUUAAGUAAUGACUUGUUAUUCUAAUUAGGUAUUAAUCUUGUACUAUUAAGCCAGGACAGAAUUAGAGCUGAAAAACAAGCUUAUGACAUGUGCCAAACUCAUGGCUUUGCCUGACAAGUGCCACAGAAUUUCUCCUUUUUUUUUUU